Ostertagia ostertagi is the source of this 213-nucleotide messenger RNA. Lineage: Eukaryota; Metazoa; Nematoda; Chromadorea; Rhabditida; Trichostrongylidae. The record is from the annotation of a GenBank genome assembly.
AUGCCUGUUCGGCCUAGCCCUUCUGUUACAGCCGCGAUAGGACUCGAUGCUGACCUGGUGGAGGUGCAGAAGGUGGCGCGCGAUUUUGCCCAACGAGAAAUGUAUCCAAACAUGGCCAAAUGGGACAGAGAGGAAUAUUUCCCGGUGGAGACGAUGCGACAUGCUGGAGAGUUGGGUUUUGGUGCCAUCUACUGUUCAGACAUGCGUCUGUGA